AUGCGCGGUGCCACCAUCCUCAAAUCCUCCGACGACAAGACCCGGCAAUUGAACAAGCACACUCUGCUCGCCUUCUCCGGGGAACCGGGUGACACCAUCCAGUUCGCAGAAUACAUCCAAGCCAACGUCGCCCUGUACACGAUGCGUAACGAGUCUGAUCUCUCCCCCAGCGCCGUCGCCAGCUUCGUCCGAGGCGAACUGGCGCGGAGCUUGAGAAGCAGGAAACCGUACAACGUGAACCUGCUGCUUGGUGGGAUGGAUCCCAUCACCAAGCAACCCAGUUUGUACUGGUUGGACUACCUCGCCAGCAGCGCGAAGGUGCCCUAUGCUGCGCAUGGAUAUGCUCAGUACUACUGUCUGUCCAUCUUGGAUAAGCACCAUCACCCAGAUAUCUCGUUCGAGCAAGGCAUGAAGAUCUUACGCAUGUGCACGGACGAGUUGCAGCGGCGGUUACCCAUUGAUUUCAAGGGGAUGACGGUCAAGGUGGUCAAGAAGGAUGGCAUCGUUGAUAUGGAGUAUGACACGAGCAAACAAGUCCUAGCCGCGUAG
Exophiala spinifera is the source of this 549-nucleotide messenger RNA. RefSeq lists its product as uncharacterized. Gene Ontology annotation, cellular component: nucleus; cytosol; proteasome core complex. Gene Ontology annotation, molecular function: peptidase activity. The record is from RefSeq and is a predicted model, not a curated record. Bases 1 to 549 code for a protein of 182 amino acids. Lineage: Eukaryota; Fungi; Ascomycota; Eurotiomycetes; Chaetothyriales; Herpotrichiellaceae. Gene Ontology annotation, biological process: proteasomal protein catabolic process. The transcript has 2 exons.